Molecule: messenger RNA, 1634 nt
Organism: Vigna angularis (adzuki bean)
Lineage: Eukaryota; Viridiplantae; Streptophyta; Magnoliopsida; Fabales; Fabaceae
Product: DNA excision repair protein ERCC-1
Exons: 9
Coding region: 96-1277 (393 amino acids)
Biological process (GO): meiotic mismatch repair; UV-damage excision repair; nucleotide-excision repair
Cellular component (GO): nucleotide-excision repair factor 1 complex; nucleus; ERCC4-ERCC1 complex
Molecular function (GO): single-stranded DNA binding; damaged DNA binding
Source: RefSeq, a predicted model, not a curated record
ACGCCGCAUUUGCCAAGAGGACCGUGAAAAACAAGUUGGAGGAAAUUCGCGCGAAUUGAAGGUGCAUCGGAGAAAGUAGAAAGAUACAGAAGCAGAUGGAGGAAGAAGAGAAAAACAGUGAUGGAAAGCAGAAGAAGAGCUCCGUGGCGAUAAGAAUACCUUCUUAUCAGGAAGUGGUUGAAAGUUCACAGGCGAAAUCUACUCCACCGUCUCUCUUUCUUCCCUCCCAAUCCUUUUCCCAAUCUUUCGCCUUCGUCAAAUCCUCCGAGUUCUACGCUCCUCCUCCUCCUGCUCCUCCGCAACCCAGGGAAUUUGCUCAAUCGGACGCUCCAUCUUCAACCUCCACACCGUCUUCCGCUGCUGCUGCUGCAUCUUCAUCAAAGUUACCCUCCUCUCAGGCCUCUCAAAAUCGCAAUUCAAUUCUUGUGAGCCACAGACAGAAGGGAAACCCCUUGCUCAAACACAUUAGGAACGUUAGAUGGGCGUUUGCCGAUGUUGUUUGUGACUACAUGCUGGGCCAAAGCUCCUGUGCUCUUUAUCUCAGUCUUCGGUAUCAUCUUCUGCAUCCAGACUACUUGUAUUAUAGAAUUAGGGAGUUGCAGAAGAAUUUCAAGCUUCGUGUGGUUUUAUGCCAUGUUGAUGUGGAAGAUGUAAUAAAGCCUCUACUUGAAGUUACAAAAACAGCUUUGCUUCACGACUGUACGCUCCUAUGUGGAUGGAGUCUGGAGGAAUGUGGCCGGUACUUGGAGACCAUAAAAGUCUAUGAAAACAAGCCUGCAGACAUUAUUCAAGGCCAAAUGGAUACAGAUUAUCUAUCACGGCUAACACAUGCCCUUACAACAGUACGGCAUGUUAACAAGACUGAUGUUGUCACCCUUGGUACCACAUUUGGGUCUCUUUCUAACAUUAUGGGCGCAUCUAUGGAAGAUCUAGCUCGUUGCCCUGGCAUAGGAGAGCGCAAGGUCAAGCGCUUGUUUGACACUUUUCAUGAACCUUUCAAACGGGUGGACUCAAGCCGGCAGGCCAUUCCAGAUACUUCUGUUCAACAUGAGCCAGUUAGUCCAGGCUCAUCGAUCAGGAACAAUACUGAAUCUUCCUCCUUGAUUGAAGACAAGCAAGACGAUGUAGACGAUGUGAGCAAACGAAGGAAGAAAGAACCUGAAGUUACUGUCAAGUCUGCCCUUUCUGCAGCUUUUGCCAAAUAUUCGGAUAGAGUUGGAAAGAGGAAAGAAACUUCACAAGUGGAGGAAAAAGGAGAAUCGGAUGCUUUCAAAUAAUCAGAAGCUGAAAAAUUACCAUGAUGUUUUUCACUGGUUGUUCAAUAAUUUACCCUUGAGCGUAAUCUUAUGAUAUUUAGAGGCUUCAGUUAUUAUGUCUAUGCAUGUGAAGCCAUGGAGACUCUUUUGGGACUGUAAUGGGGAAACACUUGUAACAAGUGAAGAGGUAAUUGUUAUAAUAUGGCAGCUGAACUUGUAGGAGGUUAGGAGUCUUUAAUCAAAUGGGAAGGAAGAGAAAAAGACCGGUGGGAAGAUUGGAUUUUUGAUUGUUGAGAUGAAUUUUCCCUGUUUAAGAGAUAUUCUCACUUUUGUACAUUGUUUCUACCUUCUAUUCUAGAUUCUCAAACCAUUUAGGAA